This is a messenger RNA of Penicillium expansum, 1071 nucleotides long. RefSeq lists its product as uncharacterized. Lineage: Eukaryota; Fungi; Ascomycota; Eurotiomycetes; Eurotiales; Aspergillaceae. The transcript is spliced from 4 exons. Bases 1 to 1071 code for a protein of 356 amino acids. The record is from RefSeq and is a predicted model, not a curated record.
AUGUGGCCUUGCGACAACCCUGAGCCUGAGCAGGCGAACAAGAGUACUCAAACAUCCCCAGAUGUAUCUUCAAAAUGGGGGCAAGUUACUGUUGCUUGUAUGGAUCAUAAGGCUAUAUGUGAUGAGGUUGAAUGGCUUCGUCAGCGACUCAAAACUGCAGAAGCAGAACUAGGGUUCUUUCAAAAGGGUCGGCUUCUUGCAGAGGAGCAGUCUCGUCAACGAGGCGAGCUGCUCGAAAAUGCUGUUCGAGAAACGAAAGUAGCCAGAAAAGAGAACCGAAUCCUCAUGACUAAAAUAGCAAGCCUACAAGCUGGGAUUGAUAACUUCUCUGACGAAGAAGCUAAAAAGGAGAUGUUUUUACUCUAUCAAGACCUUACGCACUGGAGGUUUACUCAUUUUGCAGCAAAGCCAACACAACAAAGCAACAACGCCACGCCAAGAUCAGAUAUCCUCGAUAUCUCGACAUUGGAUAUCAUCCAAUCCGACAUUGCCGCGCUAAUUUAUCAGUCGUUUUGGAACCGAUUUAUGGUUGGAUCUGAGCCACUUUGGAGUAAUUAUCUCUUCAAGGUCGACUCCGAAAUUGAUAAACAAGUUUCUAACCACAUUUCCCGGCAUUGGAGAUGUGCGAUGAGCACUGCCGUCUUAUCAUUGGGGGCCCCAACUUUACAAGAACAGUGCAACUGGAUCAUCGAGAAGGUAGAAGCCUGCUUUGGUCGCUAUGCUGUCACCGACCGACCAAAACGAAUGAAACAGCUACACGACAUUAUUGCACGCUGUAUCAAGUUCAAACAUAAAUUGGAUUUUCAGGAAGACAGAUACAUAUUCUGGGGUAGUUACCAAUAUGGGUUGCCGUUCCGGGAUGAGAAAAUGCGCACCCUCACAGAGGAGGAGAGCUCGGAUGGAUUCGUUCAGGCUAGCCUGUGGCCUGGUUUAUUUAAGAUCGUUGAAAAGGGCGAAUGGUCUGUUGUUGAAAAGGAGAUUGUGAAAAAGAUUCCCCCAGUGACCCCUUCGGUUGAUAUGAGCGAUGAAAUGGAAUCCCACGAAGGUGAUCCAGACUUGGAUGAGAUUUAA